GCUCCCUGCCUCGCCGCGGGAGGCUCAGAGCUGAGUGACCGCUGUGACUCUGUGUGAGUGCAGGCUGCAGCUGUUGGCCGAUGGACGAGGCGCUGUGACUCUCGGAGCACGGCCCGAAAACACUCAAGGAUCGCGGACAGCACUUCAGCUCAACUCAGGCGGCUGCAAUGGGCGCGGAAGUGACGGAAAAUGGGGAGAACUCAAGCAACUCGACUGAAAUUCUGAUCAACCAACUGCGGGAGGUUACUGGCAUCCAGGAUCCACACAUUCUGUACAGAGCUCUUAAAGCUAGUCAGGGGGACAUUGGACAUGCAGUGGGACUGCUGACAGCCCAGACUGGAGAGGCACCGGAGGCUGGAGAAGGACAGCAAGGAGCCACUGGCCUUGGCAAAGAUGAACUUCAGGCAGCCAUUGAGCUCAGCCUCCAGGAGUCUCAAAAGGCCCAGGAAGAAGAGAAAGAAUUUCACCGAGCUCUAGAGGCCAGCGCGGAGGAGAAUGCAGCCCGGAUGAAGAGGAGGAGGUGUGAGGGCCAGAGUGACAUGAGCAGCCCCGCAGACUGGAUCAGGCAGGAUGACUGGCCCGUGGGGAUCCGCAAUGUGGGCAACACCUGCUGGUUCAGCGCUGUAAUACAGUCACUCUUCCACCUUCCGGUGUUCAAAAGGCUGGUUCUCAACUACCAUCUGUCUGAGCGUUUGUUAGAGAAAUGCAAGACAAAUUCAGACAAGAGGAACAUAGCGUUCAUGCAGGAGCUGCGCUGUCUGUUUGCUCUGAUGGUGGGCUCCACGCGCAGGUUUGUGGACCCCUCAGCUGCUGUGGAGCUGCUCCGAGAUGCCUUCAGGACCAGUGAGGCUCAGCAGGAUGUGAGUGAGUUUACCCAUAAGCUCCUCGACUGGCUUGAGGAUGCCUUUCAACUGGCUGCCAAUGGAAAUGAUGAAAAGGACAAAUCGAAAAACCCCAUGGUCCAGCUCUUCUACGGUACCUUUGUGACAGAGAGAGUACACGAAGGCAAAACACUAUGCAACAUCGAGCAGUUUGGCCAGUACCCUCUGCAAGUGAACGGCUUCAACAACCUGGAUGAAUGCUUAGAAGGGGCCAUGGUGGAAAGAGAGAUAGAGUCGCUGCAUUCAGACCACUGUGUCACAUCUGGGAGAGAGAGGUGGUUCAAAAAGUUGCCUCCAGUGUUGACGUUUGAGCUUUCCAGGUUUGAGUUUAACACACAGUUGGGCCGUCCUGAGAAGAUUCACAAGAAACUAGAAUUCCCUCAAAUUAUUUACAUGGACAGAUAUCUUCACAAAAAUAUACAGCUGACACAUGAACGGAGAAGUACAGUUAAGAAGCUGAAGGAACAACUUGCUGCUCUGCAACAGAAAUUUGAGUGCUACAAAAACUACGGCUCGGGCCCCACCAAGUACCCGCUGACAGACAUGCUCCAGUUUGUUUUGGAGUUUGCCACCACCAAGCCCUCCAACGUGUCGCCCACGGAGGACCUAAGAGCAGCUGCCUCCUCCCCAACUCCCCUCACUGCCCCGUCCCCCCACCCCCUCAGCGACAGCCCCGGCAGAGACAGUGAAACAGAGGAUGCGUCUGACAGUUUGGCUGCUGGUGUGUCCACGUGCCAAAGAACACCCAUUUACAAGCCGUUCACUCAGUGCAGACCCCCAGUGGAAUGUCCCCCCCACCCAGCCCCCCACAGCAUCACCGAGGAGGAGCUGUACCAGGUCAAAAACUGUCUGCAGCGCUGGAGGACCGAGGCUGAGAAUGAUAUUAAUGAGCUCAAAGCCAGCAUUGACAGAGUUUCACAGGAGCUUGAGAGCAUGUACUCAGAUAAUAGUCUGUGCCAGGUGCCGUACAGACUCCAUGCUGUACUUGUCCAUGAGGGCCAGGCUUCUGCUGGUCACUACUGGGCCUACAUCUAUGACCAUGCCCACCAGCGCUGGAUCAAGUACAACGAUAUCACUGUGAGCGAGUCGUCCUGGGAGGAGCUUGAGAGGGACUCAUUUGGAGGCAUGACCAACGCCAGCGCAUACUGCCUCAUGUAUAUCGACGAUAGGAUGCCACAGCUCAUAACUGAAGACACAGAUGACGAGACAGGCCAAGUGCUGGUGGGCAUGGACUCCCUUCCUCCAGUGCUGCGACGCUACGUUCACGAGGACAACCGCUGGUUCCAACAGGAGCUGAGCGAGUGGGAGGAGCAGUUCUGUCAGGCCUCUGCUGCUGCUCCACAGGAAGAGAGCACGGUGAGCGCAGAGCCUCCAGAACACAGAGCAGAGGAACUCCACCAGAAGAGCCAGGAACCAGGGCCUACUGAGUCUACAGAGUCCACAGAGGGGCAAGAUACUGACACACAGGCCCAAGAAGACGUGCUGGAGCAGGCUCCAGCACAGCAAGAGGAAGAGGCAGCACCCGACCCCCCUGAGGCCCCUGAGAGCCUGAGUGACGACAACCCUCCAGAACCCUCUGACUGUUUGGAACAGGGCCAGGGCUCCCACUCAGCCCAGAAGGAGGCUCCCGGUCCAGUUCCUGACCCCACAGGGGAUACACAGGAGACAUCGGAGGUGCAAGUGGAGGAGGAGAGCACAGAGGGGACUGUCUCUGGUCCCACUGCUAUAGAGGACCAAGAGGAUUCCAACAGCAUGCCAGAAAAUGAGUCGCAAGAAACACACCAUCAGGAGGCCGCAGCAGAGCGCCAGCAGCUGGAGAACGAGGUGUCUGAGGUGGAGAUCCCUAACGUGGGCCGCAUCAUGGUCCGAGCAGACGCAGACGGAUACAAUGAAGAGAUGAUGCUUACACCAGCCAUGCAGGGAAUUAUCUUGGCCAUCGCCAAAGCCCGAAAAAUCUUUGACCAGGACGGUCCUGAGGCAGGCCUCAUCAAGGCCUUUCAUGAGGAGUACAACCGUCUGUAUGACCUGUCCCAGGAGGAGGCCACCCCAGCGGAGGACGCGCGGCUACAUCACUGCCUGGUCUACUUCUUCCAGAACAAGGCUCCCAAACGCAUCAUUGAGAGGACACUGCUCGAACAGUUCACAGACCGCAACCUCAGCUUUGACGAGCGGGCCAUCAGUAUCAUGAGGGAGGCCAGAGCCAAGUUGCGUUUGAUCAAACCUGAAGACAUGGAUAUGGAUGAGUACUUGCAGUGGCAUGAGGACUACAAGAUGUUCAAGACCGUGUUUGUGUACCUGCUCACUGGCCUGGAGCACUACCAGAAUGGAAAAAUGAGAGAAGCUCUGACCUACCUGGCUCACGCUUACGACACCAACAGCACUCUGCUCAAGAACGGACCCAAACGUGGAGUGGACGAUUCCCUUAUUUCUGUGUACAGAAGGAAAUGUCUCAUGACGCUGAAUGAGAGCGCGUCGCGGUGGUUCUGCUGCGGUGAGGAGGACAAAGUGACAGAGGCCCUGGCCCUUAUGGACGAGUGUGUGAUACCCUGUCUACACCUGAUGAGUCGCGACCCUGCUCUGACCCAGGAGGACCGGGACACGCUGGAGAGCAUCCGCAGCCACUGGUGCUGCUGCCUCAGCCAAGACAUGAACGAGUCCCUGCAGGUGAAGCUGGGCGAGUUCCUGCCCAGAGUCCUGGACUGUUCAGCAGAGACAGUAGUGCUCAAAGACCCCCCAAAGAUCCAGGUGCAUGCUGCCCACGACCUGUGCAGCCGGCUGGCCGCGCUCAUGGAGUCUAUCCACAGCACCUCUGUGGUCCGGGUCAAGUAACAGCUCUGUGAUUGGCUGUGGUCAUGUUUUAGAAUUUGAUGAUGUCAUAUUUUCAGAUGGAGAGCAGAGGUCUAUAUAACUCUAUGGGAGAUUCACUGUUAAUCCAAGAAAUAUCCAACAUUUACUACUGUUGAACUUUGUCAUUAUGAGUCAGGGAUAGUGUCACAAUACUAAAAUUUCAACCUCGAUUUUGAUACUAAGGAAUAGACUCAAUACCAAUUUCAAUACCACAGUGAUAGUUAAAACACUCUUUAUUUAGAAAAUGCAAUGUAAUUUUCAACAUACUACUUUCAUUUAUAUUACCAUGUGGCCUUAAAUAUUUGUAAUCCCUCAGUUGUCCAGGUAGGUUCCAUACUGGGCAUAUACUAGUCUACUCGGUCUUAUACUUGUUCUGAUACAGCUCAAGAUCAUUCUAAAGCUAUUCAGUGAUUUUUUUUUUGUAUGGAAACCUGCUCAAAUGAGUAUCUACGGUAUCAACUAUCAAUUAUUAUCUGAUUGAGAUUUUUAAAAUGUACUGUUGUUUAGUUAGGGAUUUGUUUCACAAAUUCCACCAAAAAAAUCUUGUGGCUAAAGGUUCUUUCAACAGACAAAAAUCACAUCUUUGCCAUUGUAAUAAUGACACUACUUUUUGCCAUGAUAGUAUACAAAUAAUUUCACUUUAGUUCAUAUGUACUUGCAAAGAAGACAUUGCCACAUGAAACAAAAACUGGCACAGAAAUAUUAACCAUAAACCAGGUUAACAAAUUUGCAAUCUGACAGUUAAAGAACAAAUUCCAUCAUUGAAGUCUGACAGUUUAAACUAUAGGGAUUUUAACAUGGCACGUGAGCACAAUCUAGAUUGAGAAACUGUAGAUCCACCAACAUGUGCACGUGUGCUUUGUCAUUAUUCAUCUGCCUAUUCUGCAUGGAAAGAAAUUAUCACAAAUGCUCACGUCACUGUAAUUAAGUGUAUUUUUUGGGCUAGUUGUACUUUUUUUUGUAGAUGUUUAAACAUGCAUUGAUACUUUGCAAUGACAUCAUGCUGGGGGGGACUACAUGUAUGUUUAUGGAGGAAUGCACAGCAGAAAAAAUAGAAAAUACAUUUAAACAACAAUGAUACAAGAGAGAAGGGUGAGUAACUGAAAAACUGUUAGCUAAUGCUAGUUAGCUUGUGACUGUAAUGUUAUUUGAAAGGAAUUUGUUCAACAGCACACGCACUCACCUGUCAUAGUUCCAAGUAAGUUCUUGAGGUCAGUAAGUCAGACUGUAUAAAAACAAAGCUGAGUUUAAAGUCUGACUUGAGCAACAGAGGUUCAGACAGAGCAGUGCCUCUAGUUAGCUUCACUCCCCAUCCCUGGAAAUGUUGACAUAAGCUGCAAAGUAACAAUAUGUAAUUGAGUAUAAUAAUAUAUAUAAGAGCUCAGAAAAUAUGAGGAUUGAGUAUAAGACUGAGCUGCUCAAUGCUACUGAUAUUGUGUAAAAAAAAAAAAAAAAAAAAAGUAACUAGUACUUGAGUUUUUUUUUUUUUUUAUGUAUAAUUUUACUGCAGUACAAAUUGUGGCAUCAGUACUACAUUUACAGUGCUCUUUCCAUCUCUGCUAAUCUAUAAGUUUAUCUAAAUCAACUACUGGAUGUGUGCAAUGUUGAAGUCCAGCUUAUGGACUCAGAGUGCAAUACUGCUCUAAACAUACCUUUGAGUUGCAGUAACUUUCAUAUUGGCUACAGCUUAGCUUCUAUAUUUGAAGUUUUAUUUCCUUUUUAAAUAUAUCCUUUAUUUUGCACAGCAGACUUAUCAUGAAGUUUUCAUUUUUGCACUGAAGAGUUUUGUUCUAUGGUACAUAAAAUCAUUAUUUUCACAGUGCCAUAUGCCAUCAUAGGCCACAUCUCUUAUUGGUCAACCCUAGGGCUGCAUGAUUUGGGAAAAAAUAUUGUGUUUUUUUUCUGGAAAGCAGUGUGACUGCGAUAAGAUUUGCGAUUUGUGUUUUAAUAUUAGGAUUCUGUUCAAAGUUCACAUUUCAUGAAGAAGAAUUGACAAAAAGACUGAAAUAUGAACUGACAAACUAAUACACAAAAUUAAAGGGUUAAUAGUUUUCAGAAAAAGGAAUUUAUGAUACUUAAAGCCUGGGUAUUAUUAUGCAAAGCAUUUUGAAGUUAUAAUGUUUUAGAUAUAAUCAAUGCAAGCUUGAGUAAUCCAGUGAUCUCUCCCAGGCCCUAUUCGAACCCUCACAGUUAGCUGUAAGAUUGUGUCCAAUGUUCAGCCCACAAGCCUACGUCGUACAUGCUCCCGCACGACCAUUUCUCAUAAAUAAAAACAGUACACAAAACAAUACACUACAGUACAACUUGACAAACAUGAUGUGAAGUCUCAUUAACGGGAUGCCCGCUUACUGUGUUGUAAUAGCACUGAAGGCGGAAUGACUUAGCGCUGGGGGCAAAUGGGUGGGGAAACUGAUAUAAACAUGUUAGUAGGUUGUUUUCGGCGAAUAUAGCCUUUUCAAAACAAUAAAAGGCACCGUAUGUAGAAUUGUAAUACCCCACUUUUUAAAAUUGCAGCCUUUGAGAUUUGCUAAUUGCGUCCAUUCAAAUUGCGAUUUCUAUUUGAUCAAGAUUAAUCUUGCAGCCCUAGUCAACAGACUAUUUCUUUGUAACUGAAUGUAAUUUGAAUCAUGCAAUGGUCUAAAAUAAACACUGAAAAUUGAUAUUUAAAAACAUUUGAUAGCUGAACCAUAUGGAGCAGUUAAUUCUGCAGAAUGUUACUUGACUGGUAAAAUUCUUCAAUAAUGUUACUUUUAGAUAUGUACUACACAUUGUCUAAUAACAUUCUGAAUAUGUUUUAUAUGACUUUUUAAUACGCUUUCUGUCUGUGGGACAACUGCUAUUUACUCCAUGUAUUUGUUGUUGAAAUAUGUACAAGUACUAUGAUGCUGAGUCACUUCAGGGAUAGACUUCACUGCUCCGGCAGCCCUGAGUGGGUCUCACAUUGGUCGACACAGCACAAUUUACAUCAGUAUUAUGAAUAUGAAAUUAUGUACAUAAAUGUCGCUCUGCUUUGUAGUUAAGUGCCUCUGUCCCAAUAAAAGUCCUCCUGUUGA
Periophthalmus magnuspinnatus is the source of this 6781-nucleotide messenger RNA. It is a transcript of the gene usp28, whose product is annotated as ubiquitin specific peptidase 28. The record is from RefSeq and is a predicted model, not a curated record. The transcript is spliced from 26 exons. Lineage: Eukaryota; Metazoa; Chordata; Actinopteri; Gobiiformes; Gobiidae. Gene Ontology annotation, molecular function: protein binding; cysteine-type deubiquitinase activity; cysteine-type endopeptidase activity. Gene Ontology annotation, cellular component: cytosol; nucleus. Bases 168 to 3710 code for a protein of 1180 amino acids. Gene Ontology annotation, biological process: protein deubiquitination; regulation of protein stability; DNA damage checkpoint signaling.